CUAAUUUGGACUCCCAUGGACAUCAACGACCUCCAUCCCCCGGACGACUACAGCCAUCGUUUCUUCAUCUGGCACGAAUGGAUACAGGCUAAUGGCCCCCUUACCAGCGAGAAUGUCUUUGAAUAUUUCACCACGUCCAUGUUUUACGACAAACAGAGCAACAAUCAGGUCCUGCGCAUGCAGACGAUGCAUACUGGCGCGACUACUAUGAACGAGGCGGAGGAGCUCAAGCGGUUCACUGGUGUCGAGUUCGCGGUCGUUCAUGCCCAGCCGCCAUCGUUUUUCAUCAUACAGAAGCGCGAAAGGCAUUCACCUGAAGAAGUGACACCGCUGUCGGCGUAUUUUAUCAUCAACAACCGAAUCUAUCAGUCGCCUGACCUCUACACUGUAUUGUCGAACCGAUUGCUGACCUCUUUAACCUCGUUACAAGCAUCUCUGGACAUUCUCCGUUCCCACCGUCCGGACUAUACACCCCGGACAGGCUUUGUCUGGCCAAUCAUGGAUCCGUCGCUCGACGAGACAGCCAAGAAACCUACUGCGGAUGACCUCACAGGUGCUGCGAAUACGCCAAUGCCUGACGACAACACCAACCCAGCAGAUGGGAACGGAAAGCGGCAGCAAAAUACUAUGCUUCUCUUCAACGCGAUGCGGGCAACUGCUCUUCAUUCCAGCUCGGCGGUCUCCUCGAGUGCCUUUGCACAAAUGGCCAAUAGCACUGUGCCUCCAACAGAUGUUCAGGUCCAUGCUCAGGUGCAGACGCCGGCCGCUGGUACCCAAGUCUCGACAGUUCCUUCUCAGGCAUCUACACCUGCUCCACCUCCUCAGGAACCCCCUGGAAGAGGCCCACCUGGUGGAGGAAAGAAAAAGCGGAAACGAACAUUGUUGCCUGUUCCCGCGGGAAAAAGCUAGACCGGAUCUUUUAUCUUUACUGUGUAUACAUUCCACAUAAUAUACAAGCGAUGUUGGUAGCACUUCCGAAAUGAUGUACUUACGGUCUGACAGUUUAUCGUCAUCGGACGCCCGUUCCAGUCAG
Molecule: messenger RNA, 1033 nt
Organism: Guyanagaster necrorhizus
Lineage: Eukaryota; Fungi; Basidiomycota; Agaricomycetes; Agaricales; Physalacriaceae
Product: MED6-domain-containing protein
Exons: 6
Coding region: 16-909 (297 amino acids)
Biological process (GO): regulation of transcription by RNA polymerase II
Cellular component (GO): mediator complex
Molecular function (GO): transcription coregulator activity
Source: RefSeq, a predicted model, not a curated record